AUGGCCCUCGCAGGCUGGGUUUGUGUGGCCCCCUGCCUGGCUUCCUGCUUAUGCUUUGCCCACGGUGCCAGCUCGGUGGCCUGUGAGGACAUGCAGCGCAAGCACAUUCGAGCCCAGCCCCAGAGCCCCAGGACCCACCAUGUCACCAUUCACACCAGCAGGUCCUCCUACUCGCCAGGUGACACGGUGCCAGUGACUGUGAGGAGUAGCCGUGACUUCAUGGGAUUUUUACUUCAGGCCCGAAGAGGGUCCGAUCAUCAAACAGCCAGCACUUUGCUUCUUGUUCCGCCGCGUUCCAAACUGAUGGCCUGUUUGGAAGAGGCCAGCGUGGUCACCCACUUGGACAAGUCCCGGAAGAGAACCCUGUCCUUCGUGUGGAAGGCCCCUGCCCAGGCUGUGGGGGGACCUCAGGUUCCUAAAGAGAGCAAAGCGCCUUUAUCAGUCGCCCAGUCAUAUUUCAUUUACUGGGCAAGGACUGAAUCAUCUGUUGUGUCUCAACAGACACAAAGCAGAGCCCAUUCCACGGCCGCGUGGAACCAGGCCCACUGCGGCCAACCCUGGGCAGAGGCCAGAGGUGCCCAGUGCUGCUCCUCCAGCCUCCCCGCCAAGAUAUUCCUAAAAGCAGAGAAGGCAUUUCAGACUCCCAGUCUGCCCAUCACUCUUUCGCAGCAGCGCACGAGAGCCCCUGCUGCUGCCGUCGUGGGGGCUGUGGAGGAGGACAGCUUAGAUCCUGUUCCUGCCAGUGCUGGGGUAUCAGAGUUUCAUCGGGGUGCAGAGACUGUGUUCCAGCUAUCGCUGCACACAGCUACUACUGUCAGCGAUGGCCAGCCACCCAGCAGGGACAGCAAUCCAACCCUAGAACCCUCCCUGGAUGUCCAUGGGCUGAAGAGGCUGGUGGCCCUCAGGAGCUUGUUCACCCAGGGCUUUGCUUCCUGCCCCAGCACCCACCACAGGGCUCAGGGUGAUCCAAGCUCUGAUUCCUUGGAAACUUGCCUGUCCUCAGAUAGGAACGAACAGCACAAGGUGGGGGCCUCUAACAGGACCAUGACAAGGCCUUGCCUGGACACUGUCCCUCUUACCUAUCCUCGGUGCCUCUGGCCCUCUGAAGCACUGGCUGGGGCUGGGCUUGGGGCUGGGCUUGGGGCUGGGGCUGGGACUGGGGCUGGGACAGCCAACGCAACUCCUGUCUUCCAUGCCUCGGCCUCUCCCAGGCCACCCGCUACUGCUGGCUGGUCAGAGGUAUCUGGGCCCUCUGCCAGCUUCUUGCCUCGGUCAAAGCACAACCUACCCAGAGUGGAAGAGGGAAAUGGAGAGGGCAGAGUGGGCUGCCCCAGGGAGGCCCAUCCAAGGCCUGAGGCUGGGCAAGAGGGAGCCAGUGCCCCUUCAGGGAUCCAGCUCAGGACUCCCCAACUGGGAAUCCUGCUUUGUCUUUCGGCCACCUUGGGCAUGGCUUUGGCUGCUGGCCUUUGUGACCUACACACCCAGUGUUGCCACAAGCAGACGAAGGUGUCCUUCAGGGAGCCAGCCCACGAUGCCGUUGCCAAGAGUGACAGUGAUGAGACUCGGCAUGUCAGGCAGAGCCGGGAGAACAGUGGUGGUUUGGUUGGAGCUGACCACAACUGGAUCACUCCCUCUGCGGGUAGCAAGAAAACAGUCCUCUGAGAAGCCCAUGGUCCCAGGCCUCCCUGUGGCCUCUGU
Molecule: messenger RNA, 1698 nt
Organism: Pteronotus mesoamericanus
Lineage: Eukaryota; Metazoa; Chordata; Mammalia; Chiroptera; Mormoopidae
Gene: REELD1
Product: reeler domain containing 1
Cellular component (GO): membrane
Source: RefSeq, a predicted model, not a curated record